Pieris rapae (cabbage white) is the source of this 5456-nucleotide messenger RNA. RefSeq names its product WD repeat and FYVE domain-containing protein 2 (gene Wdfy2). NCBI's taxonomy places the organism in Eukaryota, Metazoa, Arthropoda, Insecta, Lepidoptera, Pieridae. The record is from RefSeq and is a predicted model, not a curated record. Gene Ontology annotation, molecular function: protein binding; metal ion binding. Bases 105 to 1361 code for a protein of 418 amino acids. The transcript is spliced from 9 exons.
GACGUUUAGAUUUUCUUUUAGGUACUAUUAGACAGUAGUUUGUACGAAGAAAUUUGUGACGAAGUGUUUACAGUUUAAAUUUUAUUUUCAUUACAUUUAGAAAUAUGGCUGCAGAAAUUAAGCCUGCUCCAAGAACACCUAAUGAUAGGUUUUCUACAACAAAAAAACCAGCUCUACUUAGCAAAUUAGAAGGUUGUACUGACGAUGUUAACGCUGCUGUUGUGAUACCUGGUGAGGACGGAGUAAUUAGCGUUUGCGAUGAUAAGACUGUACGAGUAUGGUUGAAAAGGGACUCUGGCCAAUAUUGGCCAAGUAUAUGUCAGUAUAUGCCAUCUGGAUGUACUUCAAUGUUUUAUACUCCAGAGACAAGACAACUUUUCAUAGGGCAAGAAAAUGGUACCAUUUCAGAGUUCACAUUGGCCUCUGACUGUAAUAGAAUAAAUCCUACACGGGAAUAUCUAGCACAUACGGCUCGUGUGACUGCUGUAGUCUUUUCAUUGAGCUGUGAAUGGGUCUUAUCUGUAAGUAGGGACAAAAUGUUCUCUUACCACUGUAGUGAAACAGGAAGAAGAAUCGGUGGUUACUCCUUUGAAGCAUGGUGUACAGCCUUACAAUUUGAUUCCCAAUCAAAAUAUGCAUUUGUUGGAGACUAUAGUGGACAAAUUACUAUGCUUAAAUUAGACAAUAACGGAGCAACAUUAGUCACAACAUUAAAAGGGCAUACUGGUUCCGUUAGAGUGUUGAAUUGGGCGGCAAUACCACAACUCCUGUUUAGUGGUUCGUUUGAUCAAACAGUAAUUGUAUGGGAUAUAGGAGGUCAAAAGGGAACUGCUUAUGAACUUCAAGGGCACAGCAACAAGGUGACAGGGCUAUGGUAUGUUGGAGGUUGUCAGAGGCUCCUCUCAAGUGGGGAGGAUGGGGCGUUGGGCGUUUGGGAAAUGGGCGUUCCUCGUAAGGAAACACCGGCGUGGCGUGAAAGUGAUAUUUGUCAGCUAUGCCGAGCACCCUUCAUAUGGAAUGUUAGGGCUAUGAUGGAGAAGAAGCAGCUUGGUCUUCGUCAACAUCACUGUCGUUGGUGUGGGGCGGCAGUUUGUGGGGCGUGUUCCCCUCACCGUUUGCCGUUACCCAUUAUGGGCUUUGAGUUCCCGCAGCGCGUCUGCACUGGCUGUUAUGACACUCUUCGACAUGAGCCCCGCGAAUCCCUUGCGUCAUUUCAUGAUAUGAAGCACGCGGUGGCGUCCCUCUACAUGGACGAAGCCACGGGACGAAUGUGCACAGCUGGCAAGGAUAGGGUUAUAAAGGUUUGGGAUAUUAGCGUGCUGGUAGCGCCUGCUCCGAAGCCCGGAACGAGCGACCAAUAACCAUUACAACCGGGAUUUUAAAACGGUAACACUACGAAUAUACAAACCAUAGACGUGUCAAACUGUCAGAUGUUAACUGUCUAAAGGUUGUCCUGUGCUUAUUUUUAACUUACUACGCAAGAAAUAACAAUGUUUUAAUUUUUAUCUGAUACGAUUGUGUGUGGAUGAUCCACUUUGUUUUCAAAUAAUUUCUGCUACGUCUUGUGUUAUAUAUUAAGAAAAUGUAAAACAGAGUAAUCCUUUACUGUACUCUUUUGUCUAUUACUGUCAAAUUCUGUUAAUACUGUAAUGAAUACAAUAGUACCUUAAUUAAAACGGUAUUUAAUUUUGGAUACUACUUAUAAUAAUUAGACCACGUUUUUUGCUGAUUGGAUUCGGUUCGAUAUAUAUUUUAUUGAAAUGAGUUCCAUAUCCCGACGUAUCGAACGCUUUCCAUAUUUUUCAACACGAAAAUAUUGAUGGUAUGCUUCUUUGCCUACGCAUUACCAAAAUGCGAAAGGUCAUUUCAAGGUCAGACAUAAUGGCCAUAGUUUUAGAGCAUGUGUCAAUACAUUAUUAGUCACGUAUCAGAUAGUUAAUAUAUAUUUGUUGAAUGUUUGAAAUUUGAUAAAAUCUGUCCAAAAUUUCGUGGGUAUUUUCAACAGUGGAAAUUAUUUUCGUUGGAUUUUUGUUAAAACUCCGCUGUUAUCGCUUGUAUAUUAAUCAAUCUUUAUAUGUACGUGCAGUACGCUUGCGGUGCCCACACGUAUAAAUCUACCCUCAUUUGUCUAUGUGGGUACCCACAGAACUGUGUAAAUUACAUGUGUGUAAAUAAGGUAUGUAGAACGUAUUGUCCCGGUUUCUAUAAAGUAAUACGAUUGAUAAAUGCCAGAGAGAGGUUCUUAUAGUUAGUACGUGGAUCAACGAAUAUUUUCAUUGUCUAUGUAAGACUGAAUCUUUCAGGAUCUUAGCCAAGUUCACUCUUUAAUGGUCCCUUUAAACCAUAAACAACUAGAAGAACGUUUCGGAAUUGCUUUGUUAGAACUUUGAUUAGUUAAAGUUUAGCGGGACUGUUAAAAAGUUGGUGAACUUCGUUAAGUCUUGCUCUAGCUUUGUUUAAUAUAUUUUUGUAGGUUAUCUAAAGAACUUUUAUUUUCCAAAAUUAUUUACGAAUUUCAUUACUUCAAUCUAUUCUUAAAUUGUUAGAAGGAACGAGAUUGAGUUUGUUGUUCACGGUGCAUCGUUUGUGAUAUUGAUAUUGUAUGGUUUUUAUGCUUUCUACGCGGACGAUGCCGCGGGUUUAAGUAUUGUACUUAGAUGAUUUGUAGAGUUUAUAAAAAUUAUAAUGAAUACUAUUUAUAAAAUUUGCUGUUUAAAUAUAUUUAUAUGUAUUAUAUUUAGAAAAUACAGACUGUUUCAUGUAUCUUAAAAAUAGAAAUCAUACAAAUAAAAUUAAAAACUAUAAUCAAUAUUGAAGAAAAUCUGAAACAUCCUGUAUAAUUGUUAUUUCUUGCAGCUCUGUAAUUUGUUAUUUAAUGUGAAAGCGAAAGACGAUUUCUUAUUUAUUAAUUCGGAUUCCCUUAAAGCUGUUUAAAACGUCAUGUAUUGUAUUUUACAUCAUAUUUACUUCUCUAAAAUAACUUUCAAAUAUUAUACAUCAAGUUUCAGACCUGUAUUCAAAAAGGUCUCAAGUCCUAAUUUUGUCUUGAGCGCUGUCAAUAAAAUACAGAUUUAACUCCGUCCGACGAAUCUAAUAUUCUGACUUGAUUUAUUUAUGUGUAUAAUAUAUUAAUUAUGUAAGUAUAUAACAGGUGGUAAGUGAGACCGUAAAUCCUAUAUACUGAAAGCGGUGUACUGAAAUUUUAAUUUAUUUAACAAAAUUUAAAUAGUUUUCUAUUGAAAACAGUAAUGUAAUGAUCUAUAUUGGGUGUUUAAUUUACUCCCUAUUAAAUUAUUUUAACGUAAAAUUUGUUCCAUUUGACACACAUUGGAGGGGUUGCUAUAAAAAUAAAAGUGAAUGUUUCAACUUUAGGCCGUUAAACGUCACAAUAUAUUUGGGAGCUGGCAAACCUAUUCGAAAUUUGACAUUUGACAGUGUUCAAGCGAAGAUAGACUUGACAUAUGAACAAUGUGGUUUUUGGAAGUUUUUUUUAGGAGUUUAAACAAAAUAUUAACUAUCUUGUAAAGUAAGCAAGUAUUUUGUGAAAGAACAAUUUUUUAAGCGGUGAUUUCGUUUUUUUUUAAAUGCUGUUUUAAGUUUUAAAUACUGCGUUCCUGUAAUGCAUCGUAACAUUUUACAAAACCCCCACCACCCUCCAAAUAGAAAACGGUUUUUGGAGACGAAAUCCUAUGUUCUGUAACUCCAUAGUGAUUUCUAUGUAGUAUUUGUAGUAAUUUUUUAAUUGCUUAAAACAAGUUAAAACAGAGUACCGGGACUGGAUAUGCGGUGGUACAAGGGGCAAAAGGGCAACAGAUUCGUCCGAUGUUUACUGAUACGGAGAAUGCCGGAAUGAAUAAUUCGUAUUCUUAUUUAAUAUAAUCAAAUAUUCAAUAUUUGUAUGUGUCCUUUAAAAUGAACCUCUAUAUAUACCUCACAAUGUGAAAGACAAUACAUAAGUACUGUCGUAAGUCUUUUUAAGCUGGAUUGCCGUUAAACAACUUCUAUGUUUAUAAAGGUAAAAGAAUGCAAAUAUUUUUUAGUUAUUUCUAAAAAAUGUUUUUGACAAAAAUUAAAAUAAAUUCACAAUUCUGAGAAAUUGGUUAUGAGCGUUAUCAUUAUGAUAUAUUGUUAUUCGAUACAUACACAAUAUUGCGAUUUUUAAUACAAAUGUUAUGGAAAGGUGGCGUUCAUGUAUUACGUAAGCACCAUAGGGGAUUAUGAUUUUCUUAUUUGGUGAUUAUUUCAACAGCAAUUAUUUACUUUUUACAAAUUACCCCCUAAUAUUUAUAUUAUAAAGAAGCUUAUUUUUAAUAAGAAAUAAUAUAGAUUUUUGUAAAUCAUUUAGCCAAUAUAUAGUUUCUGGAAAAUGCUUAUUUUGUACUUUGGGCUUGGACUUGCGGUUGUUCUAAAUAGACGUAGAAAUGUUUAUGCCCCAUACCCCAAUUUUUUAACGGCAAUCUAAUUAUUCCUUUUUAGUCAACAUUUUCUAGUAUUUAUGGAUUUGGUAUUUUUAGAUCUCUUAUGAUUAAUUUAACUUAAUGGUAGAAAUUAAACACAAGUUGUUCCCAUUCGUUAUUGUACAAAAUUUAAAAAAAUAAACUAAAAUAAAUUAAUAAGCUUAAUGAUAACAUAAUUCUGUAUCAACAUUUCAAAUCUUAAGUAAUAAAACUAUACAAUUGUUUACGUAUUGAAAGAUUUUUUAAAGUAACCCAAAAGGCAGUUAAAUUGCCAGUUUAUUUAACAAGUUAUGUCUUCGUUACUCUUGUGACACUAAAACGUGACAAAACAAUCUUUUUUUUAAAUUAAUUUGUUAUAUAAAAUGUUUAGCAUUUAUUCAAAAAGCGGUAUGGUACAUUUGAACUUUUUAUAUAAUUAUUAAGAUCAACACUUACGUAGUGGACCAAUUCUAUUUUAAAUUGGUUUGAAAAUUUAAAAUUAACUAUGGUAAAAUUCAGAGACAAAACUAAAGUCUCCAUAUGUCUACUUGUGUGACAUUCCGUUUGUCAGAAUUUUGCAGUUUUGUCUCUGAAAAUUACUAAAGGAGUGUAGUCUAUAGUUUACGGCAUGUACCCAUAUGUCUGUACAAUGCCAGAUGUGACGGAAGAUUGUUUCCCACAGGUAAAAUAUAUAUUUUAUUUCAAUGUAUGCAACGAUAAAACUAAAAAUGUUCAUUUAUUUAAUCGCCAAAAAAAUAUAUUUAUAAAAAUGUAGUCCUAGAAAGACUAGUCUAUUUGUAGUUAAAAUCAUUGUGCUACAUAUGUCUAUAAUUGUAACUUGUAAUUAAAAAAGUAAGUUUUGUUUAAGGUUUGUAUUAAAGAUAUAUUUCUAAUAAAUUAAGUUUAUGUUAUCAAAAUAUAUUUUUUUAUUAAUUGAGCUUGUUGCGUUUGUAACUAAUAGCUAUUGUAAUUAGAAAUUAUAUCUAGUUUGCUUAAAUGCCAAUAAAAUAUCGAGUAUAA